Molecule: messenger RNA, 1428 nt
Organism: Aspergillus melleus
Lineage: Eukaryota; Fungi; Ascomycota; Eurotiomycetes; Eurotiales; Aspergillaceae
Exons: 2
Coding region: 514-1428 (304 amino acids)
Source: RefSeq, a predicted model, not a curated record
CUGGAAAGUGCACCUGAAUCUAUCGAGAACCGCCGGACGACGAUCAGAGAUAACAUGUGGGAAUAUCCCUGUGCCCAUUAAAGAAUGGCAAAGAGGUUGGAAUAGCAUAGCACCUACGAGGUGGCACCCAGUUCAUUAUCCGCAUUAUCUGCCGGAAAUAUAAGAAAUGCCAUCCAGUCAGAACCAGCAAUCAUCCAAGCCAAGGACCACGGACAAGGUAGCGCCGCGUUGCACGCCUAUUCGGUACCACUUAAAUCGGGCAACAAAGGCGAAACACGGACUGAACGGCAGAAAGCGGCUCCAUCUUUUGUCGGCGGCCUUUUGUAAGGAACAAAUAAACGGUGCCGGAGCAGUCCGAGCCCUGAUUGAGGUCGAGUCUUUGUUAUAUGGGGUGCGUUCGACCAGAGGCACUCGAGGGCCGGGACUAUAAAUUGGCUCGAUUCCGCAACGAGAUCGCCAUGCCUACCAAAUACCAACAAUUAUCUCACCAUUCACAUUCAGAUUUCUAUUAACAUGGCUGAAGUUACAUUUCCUGCUUAUCCGGGCCCCGAGCUCGAGGCGUACGUCUCACGGCUUCUAGAGGAAGCCGGAGUUCCCUGCUUCCUCUGGGGCGAGUCGGUUUUGCAGAUUCUCCGUGUUCCAACCGUUGAUUUUUUCUCCGCAUGGGUUGUGCCCGACAAUUGCAUCGAACAGGCGGUGCGCGCUCUUGAUGCGGCGAAGUUCCCGCCGUGUAUACAGGGUGAAGAAUGCUCUUUAUUCUGGAAACACCGAAGCCACCCUAUACCUGACCACCACUAUCACACGGACCUGACAUAUCCGGAAAUGCCAGAUCUUACGUGUGGCGUGUAUCUGUACAAGAAAUCCCGACUGUUCUGGUCCAUUCCCGAUCCCGUUAUUGGCCCGCCGGCACCCGAUGACCCGUAUGAUAUGCUCUCGUCUGACACUCGUCUUCGUGCGGGAGGUAUAGCGACCCGAGGUCGCUCUCCAGCCGGUAAAUAUCCCGUUAAAAUAAUAAUACCUGCGAGAUAUAUCGUGUGCAUGCUCUUGUUGAAGUUGCGAGACUGGGUGUCAAAGAUCACUGCUGGUCAUUGGUUCGUGGAGCUGAGCUAUCUAAUGGAGUAUGUUAUUCACAAAGAAGACAACCCGGCCUUGAGGCUUGAUGACAUCGCGGAACCCUGGAGAGAGUAUUUCAGGCAGAGGUCGGUGGACGUGCCGCUCGAUGAAACUGGGCGCUAUGACCUGAACUAUAUGGAUGAACAUGAUAUCGAUUUCGGUCACAAACAGUUUCUUCGGUUGUAUGUGAUGCUGAAGAGCAGUGGCCAGCUUCCUCUACCGGAGCCGGGUAGAGACGAGUCCUCGGGCCCUUUUCCUGUUGAGCAGGAGUUGCGCGAGAAAGGUAUCCCAUUUGACCCUAAGAUAUUCGAAUGA